GUGCUUGGCCCGCCGAGGGGACGCGGCGCUGGCUCGCUCGUAGCGUCUUCUGAGGAGGGGAGUCAGGCGUUGCGAAAUCAUCGCGGGAAGCUCCAUAACCCACCCGGGGGAUUUCGGAAGCUAGUGGUGGGUAUAAUCAUGACUUUGCCAAUUUGGAGUCUUUGGUUCAUCUCGGUUGCUGGAGCUCAGAGUCUUUCUGCUGAAAAGAUAACUCCAUUUUGUGACAUUGCUCAUUGCAACUUUUCUGGGAAGAGUUUGCAAACAGUUCCACUGGGUCUAUCACAUGUUGCCUUGGACCUGGACCUGUCCUUUAAUACCAUAGUACAUAUCAGAGAUGUGGACCUGAAGUUUGCAGUCAAUCUUAGAACACUUUUGCUUCAAUCCAAUUUAAUUCAGACAAUUGACGAGGAUGCCUUUGACUUUCUUGGAAAGCUAGAGCAUUUGGAUUUAUCAAAGAAUAAUCUGACCCACUUGUUACCCUCUUGGUUCAGACAUCUUUCUUCUUUACAGAAGUUAAACAUAAAAGGUAACUCCUAUUCGAAACUUGGGGAAAUUCCGUUAUUUUCUGGCUUACAAAAGCUGGGAUAUCUGUACUUGGGAAAUGAGAAGUUCUCUUCUUUACAGACAAAAGAUUUUGAAGGAAUUUCAGUUCUUGAAGAACUGGAGAUUGAAGGAAAAAAUCUUAAACAGUAUCAACCAGGAACUCUACAGUCUCUUGAGCACAUAAAUCACAUUUUUUUGAAUGUUCCUAUCAACUCUGUAUUGCAUCAGAUUAUAAUUGAUGUUAAAAAUUCUGGGGUGUCUCUUGAACUGAGAAAUAUCCAAUACCCUAACCUUUUAUCCCUUAUCUCUUAUUUCAGAGAAGUUCCAGUGAAUGCUCAGAAGCUUGUAUUUAGAAAUAUUGAACUUUUAGAAAAAUAUGUUGCUUGGUUAAUGUAUGUGUUAUCCAAUAUGAGUCAGCUACAAGAGUUAGAACUUAUAAAUAGCAGAUUACAGGGCACUGGGAUAUUUUAUGAUAUUCAGAAUAUUUCAAGUAAUGUACAUAUAAUAACAAUUAGAAAUUUAACAAUAGAUUCAUUUUAUUCAUUUUCAGAUCUUUCAUCUAUGUUGUAUCUUGUAGAGAAUAUUACCAGGCUGACAAUUGAAAAUACAAAAGUUUUUCUUGUGCCUUGCAAUCUUGCAAAAACAUUCCAUUCAGUGCAGUAUCUUGAUUUCAGUAUUAAUUUGUUUCGGGAUCCAUUUUUGGAGCAUUCAUUGUGUCCAGGCAGUUGGCCUAAACUGCAGACUUUCAAUGUCAGUCAAAAUUCUUUGACACAUAUUGGUAGAAUAGCUCAAAGCAUGUCUCAUUUAGUCAAUCUUACUAACUUGGAUAUAAGUCAGAACAACUUAGAACAAAUGCCAGAGUCAUGUCCUUGGCCAAGAAGCUUGAAAUAUUUAAACAUCUCUGGCUGUAAAGUAGAAAAACUUACAGGUUGCAUUCCUGACUCUUUAGAAAUUCUGGAUGUUAGCAACAAUUUCCUCUAUGAUUUUAAGGUGAGCCUGCCUCAUCUUCAGGAGCUUUACAUAAAAAAUAACAGAUUAAAAGCCCUGCCAGACACUGACUGCAUCCCUCAUGUAAGGAUUGUGAAUAUUAGAGAAAACAAAGUGUUUGAGUUCUCUGAGCAGGAACUGGAAAAGUUUGUAGAAUUGAAGACACUGGAUGCCUGUCAUAACAGCUUUCAAUGCAAGUGUGCAUUUGUUUCCUUUGUGCAAUCUCAUCCAAGAUUAUAUAAUAUCUGUGUUGGUUGGCCUGAAAGCUACAUUUGUGAUUCUCCAGAUUAUGUAAAAGGGGAGCAAAUAGGAGUUGUCCAGCUACAAUUGAGUGACUGUCAUUUCAGUUCAGUCAUCUCCAUCGCUUGUAUUCUGAUACUCCUGACCAUCCUGGUGGCAGCAUUUCUUUGCUACAAGUUUCAUGUGAUUUGGUAUAUGCGCAUGACCUUGGCCUGGCUUAAAGCAAAACGUAAGCCUCAAAGGAGCCACGACCAGGCAGUCUGCUAUGAUGCAUUUGUUUCCUACAGUGAACAAGAUGCUGAAUGGGUGGAAAAUAUGGUGCAGAUGCUGGAGCAAACAAACCCUCCAUUUAAACUCUGUCUUCAUAAAAGGGAUUUUAUGCCUGGCAAAUGGAUUGUAGACAAUAUUAUUGACUCCAUUGAGAAGAGCUCUAAAACCCUGUUUGUGCUUUCGGAGCAUUUUGUACGGAGUGAAUGGUGCAAGUACGAAUUGGAUUUUUCUCACUUCCGGCUUUUUGAUGAGAAUAAUGACACAGCCAUUUUGAUUCUCUUGGAGCCCAUUCCAGCAAAAACAAUUCCUGACAGGUUUUGCAAACUCCGAAAACUAAUGAAUACCAAAACUUACCUUGAAUGGCCAAUCAGUGAAGAUCAACAACAAAUAUUUUGGUUUAAUCUGAAAACAGCAAUAAAAGCCUAGGUGAGAUGCUGGGGUAACAGGCCAUUUCCAGUACAGCCAGCUUGAGCACUACCUCUGAUGCGAAGAAUUCAGUACAGUUCAGGAUAGACAACUGAUAGUCCAGGUCAGUCCAAUAGCAGGAGACAAGUAGGAUUCCAGAACUACUAUGUUUCCUUGAGCCCCAGACAUUUCCUUCCCUGUGUACUUUGACUGCUUUUCUCUGAGCAGAAACAUUGGGAAUAUGCAGCACUAGCCCGGUCCAAGUUUUGCAUAUGUAUUUCAACUCUUCAGAUGUUUAUGAGAACCAAGAAAUUAGCGGGGGAGUGUGUAGCAGCUGAUGUCCUGAGGGGGCCAGUUCUAGCAGAGUCUCAAGAAACAAAAUUGAGAGAGGUUGAAAGAACUGAUAUACAAAAUUUGUGCAUUGCAUUAGGCCACUAUUUGCAUAACUGAUUUAAUCAAUAAGAUAUUAUUGAAUUACAAAUCACAGGGCCACAUAACACAGUAAGCCAAACCCAAGCAAGGUGCACUGUGGUUUAGUGUGAUGUAUGCACUGAGUUAACUUUUGUGUGCCAAGAAGAUGAGACAAGCAGGGGAAUCAACACAGAUAGUUUUUCAGUCAUUAUUAAUUAUAAAAAAUAGCAUCUAUUAAAUUCACUGUUGAACAGGAAGAUACAUUGUGUAAAUGUCUAUUGUUUAAAUAUUAAACAUUAAGUAUAAAAUAUACUCCUGUAACUUGGGCCUUUUAGAGCUUUUAGGAUUUGAUGGUUGCUGAGAGCUAACCACUUGAUGGCACAUAAUCAAUCAAUCAAUUGCUAUACGGCAUUUUAUUGGUCUUUAUUAUAUUUUGAAAGCUCCUUAGAGCCAUUAGAAGUAGGCAGCAUAUAAAUGAGUUAAAUGCACAAAAUGAUUAAGUUGUUUAGUUGAAUGUGUCCUGAGAUAAACCAUAAACUGGGAUUUCCUUGUCGUCUUCAGUAUUUGAGAAGAUAUACAGCGCAUUUGCAUUGAGCUUGAUUUCUUUUUUGAGGGGUAGAAGGCACUUCCUGCAGCUAUUUUAGUCUACUAAUUGUAAUGUAUGAAAGAUGUGUUUUCUGGUAACAUUCUCUGAUUGAUAUAAAUAAAAUACUUUUCUUAACUA
Molecule: messenger RNA, 3580 nt
Organism: Candoia aspera
Lineage: Eukaryota; Metazoa; Chordata; Lepidosauria; Squamata; Candoiidae
Gene: TLR2
Product: toll like receptor 2
Exons: 2
Coding region: 139-2466 (775 amino acids)
Biological process (GO): intracellular signal transduction; toll-like receptor signaling pathway; immune response
Cellular component (GO): plasma membrane
Molecular function (GO): triacyl lipopeptide binding; protein binding; transmembrane signaling receptor activity
Source: RefSeq, a predicted model, not a curated record